AUGAUAACUCCAAACGGUUUCUACUGUCAAACGCGUACGCCACAGCUUACUUCUUCAAGUGUACUUGUGCGUAGUCCCUCUCUAGCCUGUAAUAAGAUAGUUAGAUUUCGUUGAGUUUGCUUACAAAAUUUACUUGCAAAUGGUCGUCGAACUAAGUUCAGGAAGGAGUCAUUCGGCCCCCCUAUGCGGGAAGCUGUUGCACCGCAAUAUGGGACGGGAAUAUUUCCACGCUUGCUACAAGCCUACGCUGUCUAGCCCAAACCCCAGACGAUAUUGAACCCCAUCUACGUGGGCCGGUAUUAUUUGACCCGACACCUAGACCCUCAGAGCCUUCCUCUUUCGACAUUGGCCGCAUCGGAAAACAUAUCUGUCGGUGUGCAGCAUAACACACUGACAUUUUGCUGCGCUACUAGCAGUGUCUUUGUCUGGCGGUAUUCUACCACCUUCUCCUAGUUUAUAGCUUUGGUUAUUUCCUCCGCUUUCAUGAGAACAUCAAGCUGAAACUCUUUGACGUUUAUGCGACCUGGAACUGAUGUUGUGUAUUUUAUAAGGAAAUAAGCAACCAUUAUUGCUUAUUCUGUCCAUAAAUGCCCUUCAUUGUUUUACAUAACCUUUGUACAUAAAUAUUUGUUUUCCUUAAAUUUUAGUUUUACAGUAGUCAGCUUACUUAUUAUGUAGAUAGAAACGUAUUCAUACUUAUGUUAUUUGGUUUCUUCCUUGUUUAUUAGGGUGCAUUGCCCCAGCUUCUCUAAUAUUCAUAUGGAUUGCGCCACCUUGCAGUAAAUUUUCAGUUAUGUUUGGCGCUUACCGUUCUUCUAUCCUAUUGGUUGUUUGUUUCACUGGUUCCUAGGCUGUCGCAAAUUUGCGGGUGACGGAUUAUUCAAUUACCUUUUCUUCAUUGAGGCUUGCUUUUUGUUCAUUUUUUAGUUGACGCGAUCGCUUCCGUGUCCAUAUAUAGGCGCAGAAGAAGAAUUUCGGCGGAGAUAGAUCUAUUUUCUUAGUGUUAUUUUAUGCAUUUCACUGCCCCUCGCGGUGAUACCCCACCGCAAAACCCCUAUUGUCAUUAUUCCCGUAGUACACGAGUCUGAGGUCACUGGUUGCGAAGUGGUGUUACACAACCUGCCGUUGCCCCUCUAGGAAUUAUUAAAGGUUGAAAGAUUGGUGUAGUUGGUUCAGUUAAGGAAUAUUUCGGCCUGUGAGUGCUACUUAUCAGGUUAUCAACACUCCAGUUGUUACUGAUGACAACUUAUUCAGCAAAAACACAUUUCAACCCUUAAAAAUGCCAUUCUCCUCGGCAGACGCUAGGGACGUUAUCAAAUCAGAUGGACUUGUGACUGUGACGAAGCUGAAUCGAUUUGUGCACACUGGAAGAUCAAGCCGAAAACAGGUAGAUCCGUAUUUGUGGGGCAGACUCUGCCGGCCAUAGCAUCUUGUAACCGUUAUCAAAGCAGACCUGGUGUUUUCAACCAACAGUUUGGAGGAUAUCGGUAGCAGGACGUGAGUGGUAUCUAACAGUAUCUGCUCAAGUUCUUCCUCUUCCCGGAUGUUUUCAUUUUCUUACACAGUUCCUGCUUGCUUUCAGCCAUGUUCAGUGCGAUUCUGUCCAGGUUUUUCUACCUUAUUUCCCGAAACCGUAUCCGUGGUCGGUGCAGGGCUUCAUUUUCAGUAGGAGCAGACGGUGGUCAUGUCGGAAAUGUGAUGCAUCUAAAACGCGAGGAUUCCCAAAUCAUAAGACUGAGAGGACAUAUGGGACAUAUAGGCAAACAUGUGGUCAUACAGUACGUGACCUAACAGAAGAAAGAUGUCGAAAUUUACGAAUGAUUGCCAAUCACUCGCAAACCAACAUCAAUCCGUGGAGUCAACAUCUAUGUCAACUUUAGAAGAAUUAAAAACAUAAAAGAAAUAUAAGAGGCAAUGUUGCGUUGCUUAGAAAUGUUAAUUUUCUAGAAAAACACAAAAUCCCGAAAAUGUCAAAGAUGGUUGUAACUGUGUAAACUUCACUUUUAGAUGUACAGGAUGUCUUCCCGUGCAAAAAGUAAAUAUCCUUUCAGAAUUAGUGUUAUUUCAGAUAUGGCGGCUUGCCAACAACCUACAUUUAAAGUAUAGAUUCCGAAAAACUAUCCCAAGGAUUCGUCUUAUUCUUUAUGCUUCUGAAUUGAUUGAGAUGCGGUUCUAAAAAACAGGAUUUUGCUUGAUUUUACUUACAGGGACGUUACAGGAGCAAACGUUUUCAUAAGGUCACAUUCUGCCGGGCCGAUCGAUGUCUAAUAAAUUAAAAUAGAAUUGACAUGUGUAAUCGUAAACAUACCAUUUUGUGUUUAUAAAGAGAACUUUCCUUCGGUGAAAUUAAUUUGUGCUUUUUGUUUGUUCAGGAUUACGAUGGGUUUCAGACUGGUCUUGAAUUAUCAAUAA
Molecule: messenger RNA, 2412 nt
Organism: Spirometra erinaceieuropaei
Lineage: Eukaryota; Metazoa; Platyhelminthes; Cestoda; Diphyllobothriidea; Diphyllobothriidae
Source: the annotation of a GenBank genome assembly